Molecule: messenger RNA, 2085 nt
Organism: Mycena indigotica
Lineage: Eukaryota; Fungi; Basidiomycota; Agaricomycetes; Agaricales; Mycenaceae
Product: HMG box domain-containing protein
Exons: 5
Coding region: 1-2085 (694 amino acids)
Biological process (GO): regulation of transcription by RNA polymerase II
Cellular component (GO): nucleus
Molecular function (GO): DNA-binding transcription factor activity, RNA polymerase II-specific; RNA polymerase II cis-regulatory region sequence-specific DNA binding
Source: RefSeq, a predicted model, not a curated record
AUGCCGCCGAUUCGCGGGCACACGUUUCUGUACACGUUCAUCGCGGACGAGGAGGACGCGCGCGCGGAGGGGGCGCCUACAGAGCACACAGCGGCGGACGACGACGCGGACGACACGGACAUGCCCCCGCUGGUGGAGCCCCCCGCGCCGUCGCAGGCGUCGAUGAUGUCCGCGCUCGACUUCUCCGCCGUCGCCUUCGCCGCGCCGCCCUUCGCCUUCGCGCCCGCCUCCAGCGCCGUCUUCCCCGCCGACACGCCCACACCGACCAAGCACGCUGCGGCGCACAUCCCGCGCCCGCCGAACGCGUUCAUCCUCUUCCGCUCGAGCUUCAUCCGCAGCCAGGCCGCGCACGCCGCGCUCGCCGCCGCGCAGGGCGGGGGCAGCAGCUCGCUCAGCAAGCUCAUCGGCCGCCGCUGGCGCGACCUACCCCCCGAGGAGCGCGCGCGCUGGGAGGACAAGGCCCGCGCGGCGCAGGCGGAGCACAGGAGGCGGUACCCUGAUUGGCGGUUCAGGCCCGGGAACGGCAAGAAUGGAAGCGCGAGCAAUAUUAGUUCGCCGGCCGGUGGCGGUGGGAACCCGAAGGGGCGAAGGAAGGGCCGGAUCAAGGACGGCGGGGCGACGCCGGACCGGGAGAAGGAUGGGGAAAAGGAGCGGGAGAGGGAAAGGGAGGAGGAGGGCGAGGUGACGCGCGGGCGGCGGCCGGCGCGGGGGCGCGCGGCGGGGAAGGGCAAGGGCAAGGCGCGCGAGCCGAGCGAGGAGGUGCCCGCGACGGGCAAGGGGAAGGAGCGCGCAACUGCGCCCGAGGCCUCCCCCGACGGCGACGCUAAGCCGGGCCGCGCGCUGUCGGGCGAGCGCACGGCGAAGCGCCAGCGCCAGCGGCACGCGCCGUCGCUGUCCCUGUCGCUCUCGCUGUCGGCGUCUGCAUCUGGGUCCCCGCUGCCGCACCCGCCGCCCACCCCGAGUCCGCUCGCGUCGCCGUUCCUGGGCCUGUCGCCGCCGCAGCACCGCCUGAUGUCCGCUUCGGCGGACGCCUCGCCCGUGGCGGGGGCUGCGUAUGCGUCGCCGGUGCCUGCGCAGGCGGGUGCGAGCCCGGCGGGUGCGAGCCCGGCGGGUGCGAGCCCGGUAGGUGCGGGCGGAGGUGCGGGCGGGGCAGGGGGGAGCGGGCUGAUGCUGCCCCCGCUGACGCAGCUGUACAAGCGCUCGCUGAGCGCGCCGGCGAACGGCCGGGUCGGGAUGUGGCCCGCGCCGCUGUCCCCGCUGGCGCCGGUCGCCGGGCCUGCCCCCGCCCCUGUGUUUGGGCCGGGGCCGGGCGUGGAGGGCCCGGGGGUGUACGUCGCGCCGCCGGCGUAUGUGGAGCCGCAGCCUCCACAGGCGGAGAGCGACGCGUUCCCGCAUCAAGGAGGGUUCCAGCACCACCCGCAGCACCGCCCGCGGUACCUCCCCGCCGCGGGCCCGGCCGCGGGAUACGUCCCAGGCCACGGCCACGCGCGGAGGGACACGGUGUCCCUCCCGCUCGGGCCGCUCUACGCCCCCGCCCCCGCCCCGCCGGCGCAGGACGGCCACGCGCACCCGCACCCGGGCUUCGCGAGCGCGGACCCGAGUAGCGCGACUACGAGCAACAGCCCGCUCUCGCCCGGAGAAAGCGCGUGGGCGGACCGCGGAGUCAGUGCGUUCGCGGAGUACACCCGCGCGCCGUCGCCCGUGCGCGCGCUGUCGCCGCCGCCCUCGCCGUACGCGUCCCCGCCGUACGCGUACGCCGCGCGGCCCCCGGCCAGCGGGAGCGGGGGCACGAGCCCCGCGAUAUCGCGCUUCUCGACGCUCGCGGGGUGGGCCGGCGGCGGCGGGGCGGGCGCUGCGACCCCGGCCGCCGUGCCAGUGUCGCAGGUUGCAGCUGCAGCCCAGAGCCCCGCGCCGCAGCUGUCGCCCCCGCCGCCGCCGGUGCGCACGUCCGGGUGGUACCGCCCGCCGCCGCCGCUGGGGCUGCAGACGCGCAGCUGGGACGGCGGCGCGGGCGGUGGCGCGGGGCCGUCCUCGGGGUGGGGGCACGGCCACGGGUAUGGCUAUGGUGCGUACGAGGACGGGUAG